AUGCGUGGCGUACCAAACAAAGCUGAAGAAUCGUUAUCGCUGUCCGACAUACUAUAUGACGACAAUGGCAGCCUUCUCCAGCACGCGCUCAUGACAGGGUUUAUUGUAGACGAAGGCUGGCUACUUGGGCAUUUCAGCUCGCAAACAAGCCUAACCCUUAUAUCCAACAAAACCAUCAACGCACGACCAGCCGACCAAAGAAUAAUCCGGGUAUUCCCAGAGCUUCCCAGACCGCAGGUCCAGAUAAUCCACACCAAAAUAAUGCUUUUGUUUUUCCCAGGGUUUGUCCGCUUUGUCGUAUCUUCAGCAAAUCUGGCCGAGGACGACUGGAGUGUUUUGCAAAACAUCGUGUUUGUUCAAGACUUUAUGCGAGACCCGUCUUUGGUGUUUCCAGCCAAUGAGUUUAGCAUGUCCUUGGCAUAUGCGCUGCACGAUCUGAGCGUGCCAUUCGAGAUUAUUGGGUGGAUGAAUAGCGUGGAUUUCUCAACGGCCAUUGCGCAAAUAGUGACUUCUGUGCCAACCGGCGGCCAGCGCAUGAAUAUGAAUAUGGCGGAGUACGGGAUGGAACGGCUGGCUGUGGUUAUUAAAAGCAUCAAAAAGCCCAACACCACUUUAUUAGAUUACGAGUUUACGCCCGAUGCUCGCAUGUACUGUGUGGGAUCAUCCCUGGGCCCCCUGGAUCACCGCUGGCUGCGUGAUAUUUACUUGUGCGCCCAUGGUAUUAAUCCCCGGCACCACCGGGAUACGCUGUGGAAAAAUACCGUGCCCGAUAAUCUCAUUGACAUUGCCGUGGCCUUCCAUACCCAGGAGCAAGUGGACAAGUGCAGGUAUGAUGUUGACUGCAGUCAAUAUAUUUAUGCUCGGCCGGAGACAUUUAAUGCGCGCGAGUUUCCUCAAUCACACAUGUUCCGUGUUCAGCCGCAUUUUAGCAGGACCAUUGUGCAUGCGAAGGUUAUUUUGACUCGGGUCGGUGGGGAUCAGACGUGUGGGUGGAUGUACUUGGGGAGCCAUAAUUUUACGCCUGGCGCGUGGGGCAGGCUGCAGGUGAAGAGCGGAGAGGAUAUUUAUGUUAACAAUUACGAGUUUGGCAUUGUGCUGAACGACAUGCUUUUUGUCGACCAGCUUGACCAGAAUGGCAAUAAGGAUAGCCGCGCUAGCCUACUCUCGGCAUUAUUCGGCUUCUCGCUGGCUGAUAUCAAAAUCAAAUUAUUGCCUCUAGUCACAGCAUUGUCCUUGUCUGGCAUCUCGGUUAAUGGGCUAGUAUGCGUCGUACCAGUAGUGCUUGGGUAUAUCUCAGCAGCAUUUGUGUCCGUUGUGCUCGGAUGGCCCGCAAUCUGA
Molecule: messenger RNA, 1338 nt
Organism: Kickxella alabastrina
Lineage: Eukaryota; Fungi; Kickxellomycota; Kickxellomycetes; Kickxellales; Kickxellaceae
Product: tyrosyl-DNA phosphodiesterase I
Exons: 3
Coding region: 1-1338 (445 amino acids)
Biological process (GO): double-strand break repair; single strand break repair
Cellular component (GO): nucleus
Molecular function (GO): double-stranded DNA binding; 3'-tyrosyl-DNA phosphodiesterase activity; single-stranded DNA binding
Source: RefSeq, a predicted model, not a curated record